AUGGAAAGGGGUGCAGGGAAUCACCAUAAGUUUAUCUUGUACAGAGACCUUCCAUUGUACAAGUACAGGCGAUGCAGAGAAUAUGGGGCCAACUAUGGAUUUAAGUGCAACAAUACAAAUAACUCAAACUGCCAGUUUGUUCUACACCAAGGGUGUGCUCAACUCUCUAAGAUCUUGUUGGCCCCUGUUUACAGCCCACGUAAAUUUGCAUUACAAGCAAAAUCUGAGCGCGAAAUGUAUACUUGCACAGCCCGUGAGAAGCCCAUAAAAGGUUUAUUUUACAGAGAGAGUGAUCAUCCCCAUAUGAGGCUUCAUCCUCUCUGCAUAAAGCUUCCUUCACAGGUUGAUUCUCCAGCUCAUCCUCAUCCGUUGGUUCUUUCUUCAGCAAGAGGACGCUACACUUGCAUGCAUUGCAACAAAUUGAGAAAUCGGGAAUGGAGAUAUGAAUGCGAGAACAGUGCAUGCAAGUUUGUAUUGGAUUUGCAUUGCGCAAAACGUGAAAUCUACGGAAUUCCAAAGACACGCAGAGAUACUAGCAAUGUGAUACGUGUUACCACGCUCACUGUUCUCCGCCUUGUCGGAAUUUGCGUACCUUUUGUUGGUGGUGGUGUUGGAGAAGUCGUACCCGGAGAUGCUGGCCAAAUCGAUGAUACGGCAUGUCAGGCUGCUGGAGUUGUUGCCCAGGUUGCUGAACAUGCGACUCACAAUGUAAAUGAAAAUGGAAACCAAAAUAACUUCCAUGAAAAUUCAUUGUAG
Messenger RNA from Cryptomeria japonica (Japanese cedar), 756 nucleotides. RefSeq lists its product as uncharacterized. The coding region runs from base 1 to 756 and encodes 251 amino acids. NCBI's taxonomy places the organism in Eukaryota, Viridiplantae, Streptophyta, Pinopsida, Cupressales, Cupressaceae. The transcript has a single exon. The record is from RefSeq and is a predicted model, not a curated record.